Strigops habroptila (Kakapo) is the source of this 714-nucleotide messenger RNA. It is a transcript of the gene SYPL1, whose product is annotated as synaptophysin like 1. The record is from RefSeq and is a predicted model, not a curated record. Bases 1 to 714 code for a protein of 237 amino acids. NCBI's taxonomy places the organism in Eukaryota, Metazoa, Chordata, Aves, Psittaciformes, Psittacidae. Gene Ontology annotation, cellular component: synaptic vesicle; synaptic vesicle membrane. The transcript is spliced from 5 exons.
AUGGCCGGUGUGAGGCUGGACUUCGGCUUGCUCCUGGAGCCCCUGGGCUUCGUUAAGGUCCUCGAGUGGAUUUUUGCCAUCUUUGCCUUUUCCACAUGUGGAGGCUUUCAAGGUGAAACUAGUCUUCUAGUUUCCUGCAAAGAUGUGGUAAACAAGACAGUUACAGCUGCUUUUGCUUAUCCUUUCAGGUUGAAUACUGUUGUAUUUAGUGCACCAGACCCAAAUUUCUGUGGUGGAACUUGGACUGAUGUUUAUCUCGAGGGCAACUUCUCCUCUUCUGCACAGUUCUUCGUUACACUCGCAGUGUUGGUAUUCCUCUACUGCAUUGCAGCCCUUGUGGUAUAUAUUGGAUAUAAGCAUGUGUAUAACCAAAACAGGAGUUUUCCACUAACUGACUUGGUUAUCACUGUCAUAACAGCCUUUUUGUGGCUAGUCAGUACUUUUGCUUGGGCAAAGGUGCUUGCUGACAUCAAAACAUCCACAGGGGCCAACAUUAUUCUAGGAAUUGAAUCUUGCAAAACACCAGGAACAACUUGUCAUUUUGCUGCUGUGACCAGCAUGGGAGCUCUGAAUGUGUCUGUGGUGUUUGGCUUGAUUAACAUGAUUUUAUGGGGAGGAAAUAUUUGGUUUGUAUACAAGGACACCAGCCUGCACAACCAAUCAAACAGGAUUUCUCAAAGUGCAGCAAUAUAUCAAAUUCAAAGAGGAGUAUAA